GCGGAGCGGAGCCCGGCGGGGCCGGCCGAGGAUGGGCACGGAGCCCCGGCGGCAGCCGCCCCGCAGGAGAUGAGUUAAAAUGCAGCACACCACGUGCACGGAGGACAGGAUCUACCACGCGCUGGAGAGGUGUCUGCACGGGCUGAGCAGGGGCGCUGUGGCCAGCAGAUGGGCUGCCGGGCUGUGCCUGAACUGCUGGAGCCUGCAGGAGCUGGUGAGCCGCGACGCUGGGAACUACCUCAUCCUGGUGGAGAAGAUCCUGGGCAAGACCAAGGAGGUGCAGGAGAGGUGUGACUAUGACCUGGUGACGCCCCUGGCCCUGCUCUUCUACUCGGCGGUGCUCUAUGCUCCUCACCUCCCCCCCGGCUCUGAGCUGCUGCUGAGAGCUGCCAGUGUCUACCACAGCUUCCUGACGUGGCCCGUGCCCUACUGCAACACCUUCCGGGAGCUGCUCACCUUCAUCAGCAACGAGCUCAAGGCGCCAGGGAUCACCUUCCAGAGGCUGGUGAGGACCGAGCAGGGGCUGCCUGUGAAGAACUACCAGAGCUCCACGGUGACGGUGCUGCUGCUGAACCGCUCGGAGGUGCCCAGCGAGUUCCUGUCCAUCGCCCGCAGGCUGAGCGCCAGCGAGCCCCCCCAGCACUCCACGCUGCUGCUGCUCCUCGAGCACCUCUACCAGGCCACCUUUGGCACCCGCUGCGACCUGGCCGGGCUGCACCAGCUGCUCAAGUCCAAGCCCCUGGAGGAGCUCUCGGAGCUCUACGCCAGCGCUGCCGAUGCUCAGGAGGCGGCGGCCGCCAGCCCCGACCCCGCGCUGGCCCGGGAGCGGCUCCAGGCCGUGCUGCGCGACAUCGCCGGGGCCGCCUCCUUCCCUGCCAUCACAGGCGAGGCCCAGCCCCGCAAGCUGCACCCCUUCCCCAUCCCCCCCGCCCGCUGCUACACCUACAGCUGGGACCAGGACAACUUCGACAUCCUCAACGAUGUCCUCAGCAAGGAGUGCAGCAUUGCUGAGCCCCUGGCCUCGGAGAACGAGGAGGAGGACGAGGAGGAAGAGGAGGAGGAGGAGGAUGUGGAGACGGACGGCGGCUCCCCGGAGCAGGACUCGCUGCUGGCCCCGCUCUGCGCCAUCCCCGGUGACGCCGUGUACUCCGUGCUGGCCGAGGAGGGCUCCAAGCCCUCGCGGGUGUCCCUCUUCGCCUCCUCCAAGGAGUCCAUCUCGGAGCUGACCGUGGUCUCCAGGAAGUCCCUGAAGUCCUUCGUGUCCAGCCUGAAGGACUGCAUGGACAGCGGCUACGCCGAGGACAGCGACGAGAGCUCCCUGGACACGGCGGGCCGGCCGGAGCUGCCCAAGCAGCGCCAGUCGCUGACCAACCGGCUCUACAAGCUGCUCAAGAGCAAGAGCCAGCAGCUGGUGCAGCGCCGGGACUGCCCGGGGCCGUGCUCGCUGCCGCUGCGGCGCGCCGAGAGCCUGUGCGCGUCCCCGGCGCAGCCGCGCGUCCCCGCGCGCUCCCGCCGCGCGCUCUCGCUGCCGCAGCACGGCCCGGGCCAGCGCGGGCCGGCCCCGCUCGCCCCCGGGGCCCUGGGGCUGCCCCGCCGCCCCUUCCUCAGCUGCGACGAGGAGGCCAAGGCGGGCACGCUGCGCGUGGUGGUGUUCGGCUCCGACCGCAUCUCGGGCAAGGUGGCCCGCGCCUACAGCCGCCUCAGGCUCCAGGAGAGCUCCUGCCCCUCCCUGACACGCUACUUCAGGCUGCAGUUCUUCUACGUGCCCGUCAAGAGGAGCUGCGUGGCUCCAUCGACCCCGCAGAUGCUUCAUCAUCAUCAUCAUCAUCAUCAUCAUCAUCAUCCCCCCCCGGGGGACCCCCCGCCCCGGGCACAGGUGGGUGUGUCCUCCCACGGUGAGCCCUCCCUGGCGGGGACAGAGAGCAGCACCAACGACAUCUCCCACUACCUCGGCCUGCUGGACCCCUGGUACGAGCGCAACGUCCUGGGGCUGAUGAACCUGCCCAUGGGCGUCCUGUGCCAGUGUGCCAAGCCCGAGGCUGAGCCCCAGGAGGACGCCCAGGAGCAGCUGCCCAUCCUGGCAGACAUGAUCCUCUACUACUGCCGCUUCGCCACGCGCCCUGUGCUGCUGCAGCUCUACCAGACCGAGCUCACCUUCAUCGGGGGGGAGAAGAGGACCGAGGUCUUCAUCCACUCCCUGGAGCUGGGGCACUCAGCAGCCACGAGGGCCAUCAAGGCCUCAGGUCCAGGCAGCAAAAGGCUGGGAAUAGAUGGAGACAGGGAAGCAAUCCCACUGACACUACAGAUUGCAUACAGCAAGACUGCUGCCAGUGGCAGGAGUCACUGGAACGACGUGGAGAAGGUCUGCACGUCUGUCAACCUCAGCAAGGCCUGCAGGAGGCACGAGGAGCUCGCCUCGAAGACAGAAUGUCUCAACCUAACCAUGACAGAGGUGGUCAAGAGGCAGAACUCCAAAUCCAAGAAAAGCUUCAAUCAGAUCAGCGUGUCCCAGAUCAAAGUGGACAAGGUGCAGAUCAUCGGGGUCCAGUCCUCCUUCGCCGUGUGCCUGGACCAGGAUGAGCAGAAGAUCCUGCAGAGUGUGACCAGGUGUGAGAUCUCCGUGUGCUACAAGCCCAGGGACUGUGACCCCCUGGCACCGAGGGGAUCCCCUGUGGCUCCCCAGGACCCCUCCGAGUUCCAGUCCCUGCUGUGUUUGCCCAUUGCCACCUUCAGUGGGGCACUGCCGUAGAGGAG
Pyrgilauda ruficollis (rufous-necked snowfinch) is the source of this 2754-nucleotide messenger RNA. It is a transcript of the gene PIK3R5, whose product is annotated as phosphoinositide-3-kinase regulatory subunit 5. NCBI's taxonomy places the organism in Eukaryota, Metazoa, Chordata, Aves, Passeriformes, Passeridae. The record is from RefSeq and is a predicted model, not a curated record. Gene Ontology annotation, biological process: G protein-coupled receptor signaling pathway; positive regulation of MAP kinase activity. Bases 80 to 2749 code for a protein of 889 amino acids. Gene Ontology annotation, molecular function: 1-phosphatidylinositol-3-kinase regulator activity. The transcript is spliced from 19 exons. Gene Ontology annotation, cellular component: phosphatidylinositol 3-kinase complex, class IB.